AUGGAGCGACAAGAAUACCCGCGCAUGCUGCCGCAACUGCAGCCCGGGCAAGCGGUGGAUGUCCUGAACGAUCGCGUACGGCAGAUUGAUAGACUUAAUGUAUCACUGGCGGAUUGGCUUCAGGAGCGGAGACGUCUUGAGGAGCAGUAUUCGGCAGGCCUGAGGAGACUUGCCCAACGACAUAUCAAUGAUGUUGACCUUGGCAUUUUCUCCGUGCCAUGGGCCACUCUUACCGGCGCAGCGGAUACCAUGUCCGACUCGCACUCUGCGCUGGCCGCGAAGAUCGAGAUGGAUGUAGAACAGCCUUUGCGCAACUUUGCCUCGUCAAACCGAGAAAUGCAAGCCAUGUCGACAAUGCAGGGUAACUUGGGCGCGAUGGCAAAAGAAGUAGAUAAGGCUCGACAGAAGGCUGAGAAAGUACAGCACAAGGGCGACAGAGCAGAGGCGGGAAGAGUAGCAAACGCCUCGUCUGAUGUGGAGAAUGCGCAGACGCAGUGGGAAUCCCAGGCGCCCUACGUCUUCGAGAACUUGCAAGCGCUGGACGAGGCACGACUUAACCACCUGAGAGACGCGAUGACGCAGUUUCAAACGCACGAGGUAGAUCUGGUGCAGAAGAGUCAGAGUACGGCAGAGCACUGCUUGAACGUUCUCUUGAGCCUGCAAACUGAGGAUGAGAUCAAGACUUUCGCGCUGAAAGCGGUGUCUGGACGCCCAAGAGCUGAUCGAUCGCAAAGGGCGAGCAUAGCCCAGGCGCCGCCGUCGCGGGCUGGCACGUCCUCGACUAAUUUGACUCCAACCAUUUCGCAGCCGGAUGACGACAGCUUACGGUCCGGUUCGGUGCAAGAGGAGAAGAAGAAGAGUCGUUUCGGCGGUCUUAAGCGUCUUGGUACCAUUACUGGUGGUAAGAAGCGCGAGAGCAAGAUGGUGCCCUCCAAUCUGGCUCCGACGGCGGAAUCCCCGGAGCGCAAACCUAAAUCGUCACCUUUCAACCCGCUUGGAGGAAGGUUUGGGAGGAAUAGGGACAAUGCCAACCUUGAGCCGACAGUGGACGCCGCCUCUUCGCGUGAGCGCCCCUUCUCGCCACAGCGGAUUGGUAGCGAGGCACUCGACGUACCCAGAGUGGCCGCUGAGCCGGUAAGCCCGUCGCCGCUCGACAGGGUGCGUGAAGCGCCGCAGACUAAUGGUACCGCUGCCACGUUUGGUGGCGCACCUCAAUUGGCGAUUCCGAAUGGUAGCCAUCAAGUCGACCUUGCGGAUCUUGAGCCUCCGAAACCGAGCCAGCCACAGCCACAACCGAUCCCGGAAAUGGCAGGGGAUUCGGAGGGCUAUUCGUUACCACCGCAGACUCUUGACCCCAUUUCGCAAGCGCAGGCGGAAGCUGCCGCGGCCGGCGGCGAACAAGCAACGCCGACAUAUAAUGUGAACAUCCGCAGUACCCCGAUCGAGGACGAAGGCCAUGACUCCGCGGCCGCUUUGGCUGUUGUAGCCAAUAAGCUGCAAGCACCACCGCCCGUCCUUAGCAAGACCGGCACAGUGCGUGGUCGCAGGAAUCGCCCCGUUAGUAGCUUCGGCGAUGCCUUGCAAGAAACGCCAGUUGCCGAGUCCUCGGAAGCAGCAUCCGAGCAGUCACGAGAUAUCGCAUUCCCCUCCCCGCAGGCUCCUGCGGUGCAAUCGCCCGGAGUAGCCUCAUCCUCUCAACUCCUCGGAUCCAUGCCCGGUGGCUCCGCCGCAGCAGGCACGUUCUCCCCCUUCGCAUUAGGCAUGGGCGGCCAGCAACCCUUCCGCCCCGUCUCCGCCAUCGUGGAGCAGCACACCGGCGACACCGGCUCCAUCCGCUCCGGCAAAUCCCUCACAAGCACCGGCAGCCAGAGCACACGCCACCCGGAACUGCACCACCCGGGCCUCAACUCCUCCAUCGUUGAAACGGUAAACGCCCGCUUCGAGAAUGGCAAACUCCUCACUUCCUCCCUCAUCGGCGAAAUCGCACUGGCCUACAACCCGGCCGACUUCACCUCCCCCUUCGGCUCGGAAACGAUCCGACUGGAGAAUUUCUCGAGUCUGGAGAAAGUCGCGCCGAAUCCGGCUUUCAUCACCCCGGCUUCAGGCAGGGAGGGCGAGUACGCCGUCAAUCUUUCUGGGAUCGCGAAGACGCAGGUGGCGUUUAAAUAUCAAAUCCGAGCUGAUGAUGCAGGCGCCAAUGCACCUUUGCUCGUCACGCCGGCGUUCAAAAUCGAGCCGAACCAGACUUCGGUUAUCAUCAGUUACUCGCUUAAUCCGGGCUUUAACCUGCAUAGCAGAGAGACCUUGACGCUGUCGAAUGUGAUGCUGGCGCUUACGCUUGAGGGGGCGAAGGCGACGACUUGUUUGUCCAAGCCUGUGGGCGUGUUCUCUCGCGAGAGGAACUCCAUCGUUUUCCAGCUUGGCGAGGUCACGCUCAGACCUGGCGCUGCACCGGAGAAAUUACUUGCUCGAUUCGCGACGGAGUCGGAAGCAAAGGGCGGCAGCGUCGAGGCGAGGUGGGAGAUUGCUGGGGAGAAUGCGAUGGGACUGGGCAGCGGGCUUGCGGUAAGCUUGCAGAGCCAAGCCGGCGGCGGCGGCGGGGCGGGCGAUGGUGCGGAUCCGUUCGCAGACGAUGAGGCAAGUGGUGGGUUGUAUCAGGUGUGGAAGGGCGUGCCCGGGGUGAGGAAGCUUACGAGUGGCGCUUACCUUGCGAAGUACGUUGGCGAGCAGGUGUAG
Molecule: messenger RNA, 2736 nt
Organism: Baudoinia panamericana UAMH 10762
Lineage: Eukaryota; Fungi; Ascomycota; Dothideomycetes; Mycosphaerellales; Teratosphaeriaceae
Exons: 5
Coding region: 1-2736 (911 amino acids)
Biological process (GO): septin cytoskeleton organization
Cellular component (GO): cytoplasm; endocytic vesicle; plasma membrane
Source: RefSeq, a predicted model, not a curated record